This is a messenger RNA of Thelazia callipaeda (thelaziosis nematode), 1029 nucleotides long. The record is from the annotation of a GenBank genome assembly. Lineage: Eukaryota; Metazoa; Nematoda; Chromadorea; Rhabditida; Thelaziidae.
AUGACAUUCCACAAAUGGAUGGUUGCGCUUAGAAUUGCGAAGAAUGGUCGACAUUUGUUUGAAAACUAUCUUGAAAUGAGGAAGCAACAGAACCAUACCGAAUCUACACCAAUCAUACAACCUGUUAAAAUUGGUAUUCCUCAAGUUUCAUCACCUGCUACUUUUAUUCCUGAAUCUAAUCGCGAAUCCGUCACGGAUGUAAGGAGUCAUAGCGUAUCUCAUCCUCACCGACAGCAAGAUUUACAACCACUUCUGAACAUGAAUGGCAAUGUACGAAGUCUUGCUUCAUCUAAAAAUUCUCUGGGAAUUAACAAUGAUGACAGUUCGUCACCUCGUCAAAAUAGCAUCAUUUUUGAUCAGUGUGAUGACUCAAUGACGGGUACCAUCAAACGUGCUCCAUGUGAUUUAAUGAUGACAAACAGAAGACAGUCUGCAGUAACUAAUCACAGAAGUCCUAGCGAUGGGAUCGCAUCACCGAGUGGCCGUAGCGGUGGUACGAAUGACAGUGAUAGCGACGAAGAACAGUUCCCACCUCCACCUAGCAUUUUAGUUGCGACGGGUUCGGAUCAAACCGGUGAUUUGUAUGCAAGUGAAAAUAGGACUCCAACAGGGACACCAAUACCGAGAACAACUUUUGUCCAACAUGAACAUCUGCGAGAGUCAAACAGUAACCAACAAGGUCAAAACGCAAAUUACAAUGACAGUAUUGCGUCAGUCGCCUCUUCUAAUGGUAAUUACGCAUUAGGGAUGAAAGCAGUCUUGGCACCUGUGCCACCCAGCAAACCACAAUUAAUCAUGCAAAACCUGCGCAAUCAUAGCAAUGAUAACGGAUUAGCAUUUGUUUACCACAACUCUUGUCAGGCAGGUCGGGUCACUACGCAAGCACCGUUGCUUCUGAAAAAGGCACCACCACCACCACCACCAAAACGAUCCGACACCACUAAAUUACAAUCAACCAACGUGGAAGCUUUGCAUUCGGAAUUGGAAAUUGCUAUGGCAAGGAGACUGCAUAAAAUAAGUCAAAUUUGA